AUGUCAUUCAAUACCUUAGAGAGGGAGAGAACAUUUAAAAACCCCUCAAAUAAGGGUACAAACUAUCCUGUUCUACAGGAAUUAGUUAAGCCGCACGUAGACAGUUUCAACAUGCUUUUUAAGGAUUCAAACGGUGGAGAAGGUUUAUUAGAUAAAGCAUUGAGAGAUAUACCUUCAAGAGUUAUUAUAGACGAUAAGCAGAGGUUGGAAUUAACAUACACACAACUCACGAUUGCGAAACCAAUGGUACUCGACAAGGAUAAGAACUCUACAGACAGACGUGUCUUCCCAUUUGAGGCUAGAGAGAGAUUAACGACCUACAAAUCUCGUAUGAGCGUAAAAAUACAAGUCAAAGUGAAUGGUGAAAUUAAAUCAGAAUUUAUCAGAGAAUGCGGUUCAGUUCCUGUUAUGGUCAGAUCUGAGAGAUGCAAUCUUCAAAAGAUGACAUCCGCAGAACUCGUUCAAAAGCACGAAGAAUCUGACGAAAUGGGUGGUUACUUUAUUAUCAACGGUAAUGAAAAACUGAUGAGAUUACUCGUCGUACCAAGAAGACAUUACGUAACUUCAAUUAUCAGACCUAGUUUCGCUAAUAGAGGUCCAACAUACACUGAAUACGGUGUACAAAUUCGUUGCGUUAGACCUGAUCAAACCGCCGCAACAAACACCAUGCAUUACCUCAGUAACGGCGGUGCAACACUCAGAUUUGCCUGGAGAAAGAACGAGUACAUGAUUCCAGUCGUAAUGGUAUUAAAAGCACUCAGUUCUGCUUCUGAUAGAGAUAUUUUCGAAGGUAUCAUUCAAAAGGACUACGAUAACACUUUCUUAACUGAUAGAGUUGAGUUGUUAUUGAGAGGUUUCAAGCCAUUCAAAUUAUACACCAGAGAACAAUGUUUGCACUUCUUAGGCUCAAAGUUCAGAGUAGUUUUAGGUUGCCCAGAAGAUUGGACUGAUAUUCAAGUUGGUCAAUACCUCAUUGAUAGGUGUAUCUUGGUUCAUCUCCAAUCUCCUCAAGAUAAAUACAGAAUGUUGCUUUAUAUGUUACAAAAGCUUUAUUCAUUAGUUAGUGGUGAAAGUUGUCCUGAUAAUCCAGAUUCUCCUCAACUUCACGAAGUACUCAUGCCUGGUUUCUUAUAUGGACAGAUCAUCAAGGAGAAGUUAGAUGAGUGUCUUAUCGCAGCAACUGCUCAAAUUAGACAAGAUCUUAGACGACAAGUAAGCUCAGCCAACGUCAGCGAUGAUAAAUAUGUCAACAAGGUUAUACAAAGGACUAACUUUGAUAUCGGUCAAAAGCUCAAUUACUUCUUAGCAACUGGUAACCUAGUUUCACCUUCUGGUCUAGAUUUGCAACAAGCUACUGGUUUCACAAUUAUGGCAGAAAAGCUUAACUUUUAUAGAUAUCUCGCACACUUUAGGUGUAUACAUAGAGGUGCUUUCUUUGCAGAAUUAAAGACAACAGCUGUUAGAAAGCUUCUGCCCGAAGCUUGGGGUUUCUUGUGUCCUGUACACACUCCAGAUGGUGCACCAUGUGGUUUGCUCAAUCACCUUUCAAGGUCAUGUAAAGUUACAACAGAGAACUUAGAGGAGAGCGCUUCAAAUAUUCCAUCGUUAUUGUCUAGUUUGGGUAUGAUUCAACCAUUUGUAAACACAGUAGACAGAAGAAAUAGCGUUGCAAUUCAAUUAGAUGGUAGAAUCAUCGGUUGGGCUUCAACAGAAGAUGUUAAACAUAUGGCUGAGGCUUUACGUAUUUGGAAGACAGAGAAGCUUCACGAUGUACCAUUAAACUUGGAAAUUGGUUUGGUACCUUCAUCGAAAGGUGGACAAUACCCUGGAUUAUACUUGUUCACUUCAAGAGCUAGAAUGAUGAGACCUGUCAAGUACCUCGCUAAUGGUAAAUUAGAUCAUCUCGGUUCAUUCGAGCAAGUUUACAUGGAUGUAGCAUGUGUACCAAAAGAAAUUGAAAAGGGAAUUUCUACACACGUUGAAUACACACCAACAAACGUUUUAUCAGUAGUCGCAAAUAUGACUCCAUUCUCAGAUUUCAACCAAUCACCAAGAAAUAUGUACCAAUGUCAAAUGGCUAAACAAACUAUGGGUACACCUUCAACUGCAAUCAUGAGAAGAACCGAUAAUAAGUUGUAUAGAAUACAAAAUGGUCAAACGCCAAUAGUCAGACCAAAAUUACACGCUCAUUACGGUAUGGAUAACUUCCCACAAGGUGCAAAUGCCAUUGUCGCCGUACUUUCAUACACAGGUUAUGAUAUGGAAGAUGCUAUGAUUAUCAACAAAUCAGCACAUGAGAGAGGUUUCGGUUAUGGUACUGUAUACAAAUCGCAAAUUGUAGACUUGCGCGAAAUGAGAGGAGCAUCAAAAUCAAGAUCAGCACCAACUCUACACUUCGGUUUGGGUGUUGACGCAAAGCAAGAAUGGAGAGAAACUUUAGAUGAUGAUGGUAUCAUUCCAUCAGGAGUUAAAGUAACAUCUGGUGAUCCAAUUUGCGCCUACAUAGAUGAAACUACCGGCAGAACAAUGGUAGAAAAAUACAAAGGAGAUGAAGAUGCCUACAUCGACGAAAUUCGUCUCUUAGGCUCUGAUGGUGGUGAUACUGAACUUCAAAAGAUCCACUUCAAGAUACGUAUACCUAGAUCUCCAGUUGUUGGUGACAAGUUCAGUUCUAGACACGGACAAAAGGGUGUUAUGUCACAAAGAUGGAAAAAGAUUGAUUUACCAUUCUCAGAAUCUGGAUUACAACCUGAUGUUAUUAUCAACCCACACGCUUUCCCAUCUAGAAUGACUAUCGGUAUGUUUGUUGAGUCUAUAGCAGGUAAAGCUGGUGCUCUCCACGGUUUGGCACAAGAUGGUACACCAUUCAACUUCAAUGAAAAAGAUACGCCUGUUGAAUACUUCGGUGAACAAUUAAAGUCCGCUGGUUACAACUAUCAUGGAAAUGAGCCAAUGUAUUCCGGUGUAACUGGUGAAGAGUUCCCUGCAGACAUCUACAUUGGAUGUGUAUACUAUCAAAGAUUGAGACACAUGGUUAAUGACAAGUAUCAAGUUAGAACAUUAGGUCCUGUUGAUCAACUCACUCGUCAACCAAUUAAGGGUCGUAAACGUCAUGGUGGUAUUAGAUUAGGAGAAAUGGAAAGAGAUGCGCUUAUCGCUCACGGUACAUCAUUCUUGUUGCAAGAUAGAUUGAUGAACUGCUCAGAUUACUCAACUACAUGGGUAUGUAGAGAUUGUGGUAGCUUGAUCUCACUCGGAUACACCGACGAGAGAGAUAUGGCAGCUUCACAACUCCCACAAGGACCAACUGGAGAAUACUGUCGUGUAUGUCGUCAAGCACAAUUAGAGAAAGAUCAAGGAGAGCUUGACGGUGAAGUCAGACAAGUUGAACGUAAGGGUGAUAUAAUAUUACCAUUAUCUAAGGAUUUGAAUAUUGGUAAAGGUGGAAAUAUGGACGUCGUUGCCGUACCAUACGUAUUGAGAUAUUUGGCUUCAGAGUUAGCCUGUAUGGGUAUUAGAAUGUCGGUUGAAUUAUCAUAAAUUAGAUUAUUAUUUAUAAAUGCAUACAUAUAUACUUUUAAUUGCG
Messenger RNA from Wallemia mellicola CBS 633.66, 3586 nucleotides. Its product is annotated as beta and beta-prime subunits of DNA dependent RNA-polymerase. Gene Ontology annotation, molecular function: ribonucleoside binding; DNA-directed RNA polymerase activity; DNA binding. The transcript is spliced from 4 exons. Lineage: Eukaryota; Fungi; Basidiomycota; Wallemiomycetes; Wallemiales; Wallemiaceae. Gene Ontology annotation, biological process: DNA-templated transcription. Gene Ontology annotation, cellular component: RNA polymerase I complex; nucleus. The record is from RefSeq and is a predicted model, not a curated record. The coding region runs from base 1 to 3540 and encodes 1179 amino acids.